GCGCCCGCGCCCGCCUGGGCCCGCAGUUUCCGCUGGGCCGCCCGGGCCGGCUCUCCCCGACGGCGGCGCGUCAGGGGCAGCAGGACUGAGAACUGGAUCCUGGUCCAUGGGCUUCUGGUCACGCUGAGAGGUGGGCGUGCUUUUCCUGGUGUCUUGUUCAGAAGGAUGCUGAAGUCAAAAGCUUUUCAGACUCUCAGACUUGCAUAGUGCAGGAUUCCAGGGUGACACGAUUUUGAAGAAACAAGCUGGCAGCACCUCUGGCCCGCAUGGCCCACGUGUUCGUGUAUGGGACCCUGAAGAGAGGCCAGCCCAACCACAAGGUCCUGCUGGGUGGCACCAAUGGCUGUGCAGCCUUCCAGGGCCAGGGCCAAACGGCGGAGCCUUACCCCUUGGUGAUUGCGGGAGAACACAACAUUCCGCGUCUGCUGAAUGUCCCAGGGCAGGGCUACCAUGUGGUCGGGGAGAUCUAUGCCGUGGACGAACAGAUGCUGUGCUUCCUGGAUGAGUUCGAAGGCUGCCCGGACAUGUACCAGCGCACCCCGGUGAGGAUUGUGGUCCUCGAGUGGGAAGGCAUGCCCGCUGCCGACAGGACCGUGCAGUGCUUCGUGUACAGCACGGCCACCUAUCCUCCCGAGUGGCUGCACCUCCCGUACCACAACAAUUACGACUCUCAAGGGCAGCAUGGGCUUCGCUAUAAUCCCCGGGAAAACAGAUGAGAAGUGCGAGAACGCUGGUCGGCGGAGGACCCAUAGAGCCCUGAUGACCAUCAGAUGACAGCCAAGGGGUCUGCAUUUACUGGAUGCAGAAGCACAAUAAUGCCCUUUGAAACAAGUAUUUGUAAAACUCAGUCUGCGGGAAAAGAAACAGCCUCUUUCAGUGGCAGCCAAUUUCCCCGAUAAUCUCGACAUGAUAACAAGAUUGUGCCCUGACACCUCUCUCUCCGAUCUAUCCUGCUUUAUUCCUUGCUGCUUAAAGAGCAUCAUGGGCUUGAAUGUGUUGGAUAAGAAAAAUUUAGGAUUUUAAUUUCACUAACUGACAUUUCAGGAACUCAUGUUAUCAUACUUUUCAUUUCUUUUUUUUGCUUUGUUUUAAUCUGAAGAUAACAUGUAAAAUGAACAUAAAGACCGUGUGUUGCAGCUAGAUUUUGGCAGCCCUACUGUAUUGAUUCUGACGUGUAGCACCAAGAAAAAAAAAUUUUUUAAGCUCAUUUUGGAUGUCUUAAUGUAAUAAAAGAACCUCAAGAAAAACAUGCCGUGUUUUGGAGUAUAUACAAGAUCAUUCUUCACGAUUUUCAGAUUGAGCUUAUUAAAAAAGAUUAUUCAAGAUGAUCAUUUAAAAUUAAACUAGAUGUUUUGGGGAAUCAAAUAUAAAAGUGUUAGUGCUAUUGUUGGUCCUUUUUUGGGUCUACUUAUUUGGCAGAAGGUUCUUUUCAUUCUAAUCCAGCAAAAUAACGAGCACCCACUUGCUGGCAGACGCAGCUGAACACCCCAACUUCAGAUGGAAGCUCACCCAAGCCCGGAGCCCAGCGGCAAGGCCCCAUCCCUGCCUCCCCAAGGGAGCAGCAUUUGGGGGUGGGCCUUUUAGAGAGCGAAGAACCAACACAUUAGUAAUUUGUUCUUCAGGCUUGACAGAAAGCUUAGCUUCCAAAUACAAACAGCACUUAAAAUAAUUUUAGCAAGGCACGAAGUACCAAUUACUACCCACCUCCAUCUGAUCAUCUGUCAGUGUAGAUUCAAAGCAGUGCACGACUCUGCCUCUUCUUACUUACCCGCAAAGUAUGAAAUGUAUUCCAAGAAUUUCAGAACCAAAUGAAAAUGCAGCUGCUGAUCCUCAGUAACCUUGUUCUCUGUUGGGAGAGCUCAGUUACUCUUCAACUUAAUGGUAGACUGUGAUUGCUAACUAACUGCAUCUGGCACGAAAACAUGAUCAUUAUUUUUAGCCCUUUUUUCUUAACUGGAAACUUGCUUCACAAAAACACAAAAAGGCAAGGAUGGGUAUCAGCUGAUGAGUUUGUGGCAGCCCCACCCACUACAGUUGCGGUGAGGGAGCCCCAGGCAGAGCCUGUGGGAUGGGGACAAGGGGACUGUGUGAGUCAGCUGUCCCUAAGGUGAUGCCCCAGGGACCUAGUGCUCACCCCUGAGAGCCACACAGGAGGGGUUUCCAAAAUCAUCAUCUGUGCUGUGUGGGCUUUAGGAGGUUAUGAAUAACUACAAACAGAGUUAGGCCCUAACCAGGAUGAAGUAGGUAAUCACAUUAUAAAGUGGCAAAUGCUAAUUUAAUGACACUGAAGGCAAAGAACUGGGAUUUAUAUAAAUAAAUUUUUUAAAAGGAUCACAAUGAAACG
Molecule: messenger RNA, 2344 nt
Organism: Diceros bicornis minor
Lineage: Eukaryota; Metazoa; Chordata; Mammalia; Perissodactyla; Rhinocerotidae
Gene: GGACT
Product: gamma-glutamylamine cyclotransferase
Exons: 3
Coding region: 267-716 (149 amino acids)
Molecular function (GO): gamma-glutamylaminecyclotransferase activity
Source: RefSeq, a predicted model, not a curated record